UUUGCGAUACAGAAACACUCUCCUCCAACGCAAGCAGCGGCAACAUUGUAGCGGAGAAACGCCAGCGGACGGGAAGCAACGAGGGGAGAGCAACGGAAUAGACCCCGUUAUAUUGUUGUGAUUGCCCCAUCUAGAUCGUAUUCUGUCAGAUCUCUCUGAAAAGUGAAUCGGUACACCAUUGAGGAUGUCGGUGGCAGGGCUGAAGAAGCAAUUUCACAAAGCCAGUCAGGCAGCAAAAUGUGAAGACUGUAAAAGGGUUGCUGAGUGAGAAGAUAAGUGGUGCUGAAGGGACAAAGCUAGAUGAAGACUUCAUGGAGAUGGAGAGGAAAAUCGAUGUCACCAACAAAUCAGUGUUGGACCUCUUGACCAAAACAACAGAAUACCUACAACCUAACCCAGCUUCCAGAGCCAAGUUGGGGAUGUUAAACACAGUGUCGAAGAUGAGAGGACAGGUGAAGACCACAGGAUACCCACAGACCGAGGGCCUACUGGGGGACUGUAUGAUGCGCUAUGGACAUGAUCUGGGAGACCAGUCCUCCUUCGGCGGUGCGUUGGUGGACAUCGGUGAGGCCAUGAGGCAGAUGGCCGACGUGAAAGACUCUCUGGACAUCAGUGUCAAACAAAACUUUAUUGACCCGCUCCAGAACUUACAGGACAAAGACCUCAAGGAGAUCACGCAUCACCUGAAGAAGCUGGAGGGGAGGCGGUUGGACUUUGACUAUAAGAAGAAGCGUCAGGGGAAGGUGCCUGACGAGGAGAUCCGUCAGGCGGUUGAGAAGUUUGAGGAGAGCAAAGAGCUGGCCGAGAGGAGCAUGUUCAACUUCCUGGAGAACGAUGUGGAGCAGGUGAGUCAGCUGUCAGCGUUGGUUGAGGCGGCGUUAGACUACCACCGUCAGUCCUUGGAGAUCCUAGAAGACCUCAACACCCAACUACAAAACAGGAUAUCCUCAGCCAGCAGUCGACCGAAGAGAGAAUUUAAACCAAAGUCCAUCAUGAGCAGCAUUGAGACCAUAGACAACACUCAACACAAUGGAACAUAUAGCUCCUCACUCAAGUCCUCAGACAUCCAGAUCAACCACACAGUAAAUGGAAAUGGGAAAACUGAUCCCUUCACCACCGUUCCUCUGUCCUGGCCAGAGAGUCCCACUUUCAACGGCCACCAAUCGGAGGUGCUAGACCAGCCGUGUGCCAGGUCCCUGUAUGACUUUGAGCCAGAGAACGAUGGUGAGCUGGGCUUUAAGGAGGGUGACAUCAUCAUCCUCACCAACCAGAUAGAUGACAACUGGUACGAAGGCAUGAUAAACGGAGACUCUGGCUUCUUCCCAAUCAACUAUGUGGAGGUUAUCGUACCCCUGCCCCAGUGAGACAGGAACGGACAGGACACCACCCAAUCAGGGACCAAUCUCCAGAGCCCAACCUCCUCACAGCCUCCCCUAGUUCCUACACCCUAUGCACCUGUGGAGAUCUGAGAGGAUGUUGUUAUUUUGAUUUCAGAGGUAUUUCCAUAUAGAUUGCACCGGUCGAAUCCGCUCAGAUCUCCACAGGUGCAUAGGGCGCAGGGUCUUGGUGUUGAUUUGGGAUUAUACACAGUGUCCAUUUCAUCAGACUUCAAUCCCCACCCUCAAGCCUCCUGUCAUCAACCCCCAGCCUCCAGUCCCUACCCUUACAUCCUCAGCCUUAGAAACACAGUACUCAAUCCCAAAUCGACCCUAUACCCUAGACACUUUCGUAGAUCUGAAAAGAUUGGACAGGUAUAAGGAAGGAAGUGGACAUUCUAAGCAGCCUAUCAGAAGGCAGAGUGAAGCUAAUCUGAUCUUGUUAAUACCAAUCCUUUAAGAUCAAUAGGAGUGUGUAGGGGUUAGAGGGGCUAUGGGUUUAUUUGGGAUUUCAGCACAACUCUCAGCACAACAACUCUCAGCACAACAACUCCUAGCACAACAACUCCUAGCACAAACCUGUCUAAUUUAUUGUCAAAAUGACAUGUAAUCCCUAGUCUCAGACUACAACCCUCCAAUACCCCAGCACCCACACAGCCCCUAACCCAAACCACAAACUCCAUGAAAUCGUCAUAUGAAAUUGAUCACAACACAAUUCAUCAAAGUCCUCCUCAGAUGACCACGCCUUGCUUUUCGCCACAGACAUUCAAUAAGUGUACUACUUUUCUCUUUGUCUUUUACAAUAUUUAUUUUCUCCAUUGUUCUUUUCAUGGUUUGUGGAAUGUGAGAAUCAGGGUUCCUCCCCCAAACUGUGUUCCAUUUGGAGCAGCUCCAGGUGACGCCAUCAGACAAGACGACUAAAAUAAUCACCUGACAAUCGCUGUGUAACAGGUGUGGACUAACUGAAGAAAAGUCAUUCCAGGUUAUCAAAGAUGAUGCUUUUCUCAUGAUCUGCCACCAUGAGAAAACAAAAUGGAGUCUCCUGGAAAAAUCCACAUUGCUACUGUGCAUCUUCGUUUGGUUAGGGUUUUCCUGUGUAACUCUUCUUCAAGUGUUGAUGUUGAGUUAGGAGUGGUCUUUUUGUUCCUUUUCUCUGCUGUUAUCUGUAGGGCCAGGAGUUAUGCCUGACCAUGUUACCUGACCAAUACAAACUCUAGUCCCCAGUUCUAGGUUAUUAUAGGCUUUAACAUGUGCCCAGAGUUGUUCCUGUUGUCCGUCUGCCUGCUUGUCUGCCUGUUGUGCUCUUAAGUGUUAUCCCAAACACAUAUUUUAAACUGUAAGGAACUGAUUUUACAACUCUGAAUGUCCCUCUCUCUCUGUGUUUACAUGGUCUGGUCUUACUGUGACGUAAAGGCUCCUCUAAGGACUGUACCACUGUUCUGUGUCAGACGGGGGUAAAUGCCUUGACCCACUUGGACCGUUUAAGUGCUUUUUAAAAUGUUGUCUGUAUUGCACUGAAGCUGUAGACCCGAACGCACACCUCCGGACAUGCACAUACUGUAUGUUUUCUAGUUUCUCCUCAAGCACUGCACUUUCUAUGUCCUUCACCAUGAGAGUACAGUACCGUCUGAUGGUGAAUAAAUAGAUUGAUAUGGACCACGAUAUGUACUGUAUGUGAUGAAACAGUUUGUCUGCCAUGUAACGUCAGACCACCAUUGUAGAUUGAAUGAAGUCUCCAAAUGAUACACAUUAAAGGCAUACUUUGUCACUUUUCAUUCCCCUGUGGUCGUGCCACAAAGUACUUACACACUCCAAACCAAACUAACAUUGUUUGAUUCACAUCAGUCAGGCUCUUCUUUGUCUUUGUACUUUGCACUUGCAAAGACUCUCAAGCCUUCAAAACAAACAGGUGUUAUCUAAGGCCUCACAGGUGACCAGAAAUAGAAGCAAUGAAGUGUGCCUUUAAUGAGAUAUGCCUGUCUAGUAUCAUGUCUGAAGUCCGAUAACCCUGGGCUUAUUUAGGAAGUGCAGCAUUGCUCUGACCUGACCUUCUAAUUGACACGUCUCUUUAGUCUGAUAGUUGGUUUUUAACUGCCAAUAGCCUCUCUCUCUCUCUGCUGAGAAUGGAAUUCAUCAGAGCCCUAUAAUAAGUAUUAUGUACUGUGUAUAUAUAGCUCUGGGCUUUAUAUGUUCCCCAUUCAACAGAAUGGAUAACUCCAGAAGGAUUGAACAACAAUGCCAUAACUGAAUCAUCACCAUGGAUGGUCAUUUGUUUUCCUUUUUCAAUUAGAAAAACACUAUUUGAAAAGCCACUGUAGUGUGUGGACAUUCCCUUUACCCAAAAGUCUGGAUUGGGUUUUUCUACCAAAAUACACUUAAACAUUCUUAAGCAUCUUCUUUCUCUAAGUAUAACCAUGUUCUGGACCAACUACACGAACUAAACAACAGGGGAAAUGUAGAACCAUAUCUAAAGGUAAUACACACUGUUUUCAUAUUGCUAGUGAAUAUGGAAAACCCCUGUUUGUAUGAUUUAAAAAGAAAGACUGUAGCCAUGGAUUUGAUUGUGAGAGAAAACAGAUUUUUGUAGGAGGCAGCAUAAGAAAUGGAAAAACUUUCACUGUGGAAGAAGAUAGUUCUGAAGCCCAACCCUUCUGUUCUGUAAUAGCCUGCUGCUUUCUUACGGUGUCUGUCUGAUGGUUGACAGUGUGUGUCCGUCCCAUUUGGGACAAAGCCACUGUGUGAUGACUGAGAUGACACCUCCCCAACACUACAGCUGGACUAUAUGUCCAUGUCCACUGUUACUGUUCUCUCUGUUCUACUUAAUCAGCUCUGAAACCUCUCUGUUCAGUGUCACUUCACCCCAAACUUAGUCCAUGUCCACUGUUACUGUUCUCUCUGCUCUACUUAACCAGCUCUGAAACCUCUCUGUUCAGUGUCACUUCACCCCAAACUUAGUCCAUGUCCACUGUUACUGUUCUCUCUGCUCUACUUAACCAGCUCUGAAACCUCUCUGUUCAGUGUCACUUCACCCCAAACUUAGUCCAUGUCCACUGUUACUGUUCUCUCUGCUCUACUUAACCAGCUCUGAAACCUCUCUGUUCAGUGUCACUUCACCCCAAACUUAGUCCAUGUCCACUGUUACUGUUCUCUCUGUUCUACUUAAUCAGCUCUGAAACCUCUCUGUUCAGUGUCACUUCACCCCAAACUUAGUCCAUGUCCACUGUUACUGUUCUCUCUGCUCUACUUAACCAGCUCUGAAACCUCUCUGUUCAGUGUCACUUCACCCCAAACUUAGUCCAUGUCCACUGUUACUGUUCUCUCUGCUCUACUUAACCAGCUCUGAAACCUCUCUGUUCAGUGUCACUUCACCCCAAACUUAGUCCAUGUCCACUGUUACUGUUCUCUCUGCUCUACUUAACCAGCUCUGAAACCUCUCUGUUCAGUGUCACUUCACCCCAAACUUAGUCCAUGUCCACUGUUACUGUUCUCUCUGCUCUACUUAACCAGCUCUGAAACCUCUCUGUUCAGUGUCACUUCACCCCAAACUUAGUCCAUGUCCACUGUUACUGUUCUCUCUGCUCUACUUAAUCAGCUCUGAAACCUCUCUGUUCAGUGUCACUUCACCCCAAACUUAGUCCAUGUCCACUGUUACUGUUCUCUCUGCUCUACUUAAUCAGCUCUGAAACCUCUCUGUUCAGUGUCACUUCACCCCAAACUUAGUCCAUGUCCACUGUUACUGUUCUCUCUGCUCUACUUAAUCAGCUCUGAAACCUCUCUGUUCAGUGUCACUUCACCCCAAACUUAGUCCAUGUCCACUGUUACUGUUCUCUCUGCUCUACUUAAUCAGCUCUGAAACCUCUCUGUUCAGUGUCACUUCACCCCAAACUUAGUCCAUGUCCACUGUUACUGUUCUCUCUGCUCUACUUAAUCAGCUCUGAAACCUCUCUGUUCAGUGUCACUUCACCCCAAACUUAGUCCAUGUCCACUGUUACUGUUCUCUCUGCUCUACUUAAUCAGCUCUGAAACCUCUCUGUUCAGUGUCACUUCACCCCAAACUUAGUCCAUGUCCACUGUUACUGUUCUCUCUGCUCUACUUAAUCAGCUCUGAAACCUCUCUGUUCAGUGUCACUUCACCCCAAACUUAGUCCAUGUCCACUGUUACUGUUCUCUCUGCUCUACUUAAUCAGCUCUGAAACCUCUCUGUUCAGUGUCACUUCACCCCAAACUUAGUCCAUGUCCACUGUUACUGUUCUCUCUGCUCUACUUAAUCAGCUCUGAAACCUCUCUGUUCAGUGUCACUUCACCCCAAACUUAGUCCAUGUCCACUGUUACUGUUCGCUCUGCUCUACUUAAUCAGCUCUGAAACCUCUCUGUUCAGUGUCACUUCACCCCAAACUUAGUCCAUGUCCACUGUUACUGUUCUCUCUGCUCUACUUAAUCAGCUCUGAAACCUCUCUGUUCAGUGUCACUUCACCCCAAACUUAGUCCAUGUCCACUGUUACUGUUCUCUCUGCUCUACUUAAUCAGCUCUGAAACCUCUCUGUUCAGUGUCACUUCACCCCAAACUUAGUCCAUGUCCACUGUUACUGUUCUCUCUGCUCUACUUAAUCAGCUCUGAAACCUCUCUGUUCAGUGUCACUUCACCCCAAACUUAGUCCAUGUCCACUGUUACUGUUCUCUCUGCUCUACUUAAUCAGCUCUGAAACCUCUCUGUUCAGUGUCACUUCACCCCAAACUUAGUCCAUGUCCACUGUUACUGUUCUCUCUGCUCUACUUAACCAGCUCUGAAACCUCUCUGUUCAGUGUCACUUCACCCCAAACUUAGUCCAUGUCCACUGUUACUGUUCUCUCUGCUCUACUUAAUCAGCUCUGAAACCUCUCUGUUCAGUGUCACUUCACCCCAAACUUAGUCGAUGGAAACUGGCUGUACAUACUUCAUCACCUCCUUUUUGUAUUGUAUUUAUUUUCUGGAACAUAAUCUAUAUAAAACGUGUUUUAUUGAUGUUGUAAAUGAAUAUAUUAAUACAUACUGUAUAUUUGCGUAAAUAAAUGAAAAGCAAUUACUGA
Molecule: messenger RNA, 6443 nt
Organism: Oncorhynchus keta (chum salmon)
Lineage: Eukaryota; Metazoa; Chordata; Actinopteri; Salmoniformes; Salmonidae
Gene: sh3gl3a
Product: SH3-domain GRB2-like 3a
Exons: 12
Coding region: 312-1364 (350 amino acids)
Biological process (GO): endocytosis; synaptic vesicle uncoating
Cellular component (GO): cytoplasm; glutamatergic synapse; presynapse
Molecular function (GO): protein binding
Source: RefSeq, a predicted model, not a curated record